Cyprinus carpio (common carp) is the source of this 1167-nucleotide messenger RNA. RefSeq names its product transcription factor BTF3 homolog 4. NCBI's taxonomy places the organism in Eukaryota, Metazoa, Chordata, Actinopteri, Cypriniformes, Cyprinidae. The record is from RefSeq and is a predicted model, not a curated record.
CAACAACAAAAACAACGUGACGUUUUUAGUCUUUUUAGUCUGACCACUUCCGCCCUGUUCAUUCAACGCAUGUUUUUUCUGAGCAGCUGUGUUUAUCAGAAGUCAGUAUGAACCAGGAGAAAUUGGCUAAACUUCAAGCCCAGGUCCGGAUAGGGGGCAAGGGAACAGCACGCAGGAAGAAGAAGGUGGUGCACAGAACAGCAACAGCUGAUGACAAGAAACUUCAAAGUUCGUUAAAGAAGCUUGCGGUCAAUAACAUAGCCGGCAUUGAAGAGGUGAAUAUGAUUAAAGAUGACGGCACAGUCAUUCACUUCAAUAACCCCAAAGUGCAGGCGUCUCUGUCUGCCAACACGUUCGCCAUCACAGGCCACGCAGAGACCAAACAGCUUACGGAAAUGCUCCCGGGAAUCCUCAGUCAGCUCGGCGCUGACAGUCUCACAAGUCUGCGCAAACUCGCCGAGCAGUUUCCCAGACAGGUUUUGGACAACAAAGCUCCGAAAGCAGAAGACAUCGAUGAAGAAGAUGAUGAUGUCCCAGAUCUCGUAGAGAACUUCGACGAGGCAUCAAAGAACGAGGCAAACUGAGCAUCGGACCUCCAAUAACAUCUGUUCAGGACAGAGUCUCCUGCAGUAUUUUUAAAUUAGAGUGACAGACAUAUCAUUUCAACACUAUUCAGUGAAACGAGACUUUUAUAUGGUAAAUUGGCUGUUCCAGAUCCAUUCCUGACCUUUCUCCUGCAUUUAUACAGAAAGGCAGAUGGUUAAUCAAAUGCUCAGUGAUUCUAAAUCUUAUCAUGUUGCUAGUUUUGACGACGAUGGCUAUAAAAAUAAGUCUUAAUUCUUUUUUUUUUCUGUUAAUUAAAUAAAAAUAAAGCUCAUAAAACUUUUCUAUAUGUUGCUAUGCUUUUUCUCUAGAUGCUUAAAAUUUUUUGUCAUGGGGUCUGUAGUAUCAUUAGGCAUAUUCUCAUUAUUAUUAUUACAAGAGUAAAAUGCGGUGUCCCUUUGAAAUGUUUCAAAUGCUAACUAGGUUACACCAAAACAUGCCAAAAUUCUUGUACAGUUGAUUAAUAAUAUCCUCAUUUUUGUUUUUACUUUUGCUGUAUAACAGCUACCUAGAAACUUUGUUAAAGAUGUCAGCAAAGUCAUAAAUAAAGACAGUCAAUGAUCA